AUGCCACCCCAACCAACCCAACCCCCGGCCACGGCCCAACGCACCCUCCGCCUCAUAAACCUCAUCACCUUCCCCCCAGCCUUCAUCAUGCUCUUGCUCCACGGUAUUUUGCGCGGCGGCUCCUUCCCCGCCCUCGCGCUCAUCCCGCUCGCCAUCUCCGCCCUGCUGGCCCUCUACCUCCUCAACCCAAACGCUGUGACGGCAGGAGGCAGCUCGAUCACGCUCGCGGAAGGCCAUGUGGCGGUGCUGGAUUUCGCGCUGGGGGUGUGGUUGUUUGUGAUGUGUGUGUGCUGUUGGGUCGAGGUGCCGAAGAAUCGGUAUGAUGGGCCCCAGGUGAUGUUGGGGACGUAUGGGAGUGUGUGGGUCAUGGUGAAUUGUGCUAUACAUGUGUAUGUCGCUGUCUUGAGGCUUCCUGAGGCUAUUAAGAUGUUUGCGACACCGGAUCCGGAAAGGGGACAGAGAAGAUUCAGGGUGGAGAAUGGGUAUGUGAGGUUAGGGAGGGAAGGAGGACUGCCUGUUUAUCAGGAUGGUGACAGGACGCCAUCGACGCCGGCUAGUACGUCUGAGCAGUGA
Messenger RNA from Saxophila tyrrhenica, 573 nucleotides. RefSeq lists its product as uncharacterized. NCBI's taxonomy places the organism in Eukaryota, Fungi, Ascomycota, Dothideomycetes, Mycosphaerellales, Extremaceae. The record is from RefSeq and is a predicted model, not a curated record. Bases 1 to 573 code for a protein of 190 amino acids. The transcript has 2 exons.